GGGAGGCUCGGCUUAGCCUGGGUAACGCCCCCUCUUGUUGACGCCCGCGCUGUUAUAGCGACGCCAAGACUCCUGCAGAAAUCCUGGGGAGCUUGGCUCAAUGGGGUUGCUUUGGUUGAUGCCGUUGCAGGAGAUGUGAGUUCCUCUUUCUCCGAGCUGUUUUCAUGGGGUCUUGGCAGUCUCUGAGGUCUAGUUCCCCCUCCCCUAAGUGGCCAGCAGAAGAGGAGGAUGACUUUCUGAAUGGCAGGGAUCGGGAGGAAGACAUCGCCAAAUUCCCUUAUGUGGAAUUCACUGGGCGGGACAGCAUCACCUGCCCCUCUUGCCAGGGCAGUGGCUACAUCCCUACAGAGCAAGUUAAUGAACUGGUGGCUCUAAUACCCUAUCAUGACCAGAGGUUAAAACCUCGGAGGACGAAAUUCUACGUCUUGAUGUCGGUGCUGCUUUGCCUCCUGGUUUCUGGGCUUGUGGUCUUCUUCCUCUUUCCACAUUCGGUCGUUGUGAAGGACAAUGGCAUCAAAGUGGUUAGGGUGCGGUUUGACCGAAAGAAUUCCCUCGUUAUCCUCACCAUCAUGGCAACCCUUCGAAUCAGAAACUCCAAUUUCUACUCAGUGGCAGUAACCAGCUUGACCAGUCAGGUGCAAUACAUGAAUUCUGUGGUUGGGACACACCAGAUGAACAAUGUUACCAGGAUCCAGCCGCUGAGUGACAAGCUGGUGAAUUUCACAGUAAAGUCCAAAAUGGGUGGACCUUCUUUUUAUGCAUACUUCUUUUGCACGUUAUCCAGAAUCAGAGUGCACAACAUUGUGAUUUUCAUGAGGACUUCUGUGAAGAUCUCCUACCUCGGCCAAGUAACUCAGAGUUCUUUGGAGACAUAUCAUUAUAUUGACUGUGGUGCAAAUUUCACGACUGCUUCCGGGCCUGAGCCCCCGCCAGCAACUCCAGAAGAUGUACCCCCCAAAAAAGAGUAGUGUGAAGAAGCUAACAGUUCUUCAGUGACUCUAGCAAGCUGGCUUCUUCCAUUGAAUGGCCAUAGAGCUGCUCUGCUCAUGAUGGCGCCAUAGUUUCAUAGAAGGAAAAAGAGAUAGUGCUGCAUAAGCGUAUAGCUCUUCUUCUGCCUGGUUGUGUGGGGCCAGGUUCUUCUUGGCUCUUCUCUUGACCUUGUCAACACAGAAGGUUUUCUAGCUUGUUAUUGGGUUAUUAGUUGGUGUUGCUUCUGAAGGCCACCCUGUUGAGUGUCUUGACUUUGGGAAACCAAGAAAAUCUGUAUCUGCUUUAUCCUUUUGUCUCUGGAGUGAAAUAACUCCAGGGAAGACUGUUCCCAACUUGCCUUUUGCAACAGAAGGAAUAGAUAUCCUUAAUUUGAAUGGGAGGAACUCUCAAACUGACCUCUUGAGUGCUGGUUUUAUGAUUUUUGCUAGUAAAGCAUAACAAAGAGCAGUCAAUUGAGAAUAUCUUUAGAGUGAACCCAAUAGAAACAAAUUUUUGCAAUGGGACAACUCUUAUGCUGGGGAGUGGGGAUGGUAAUUCUUAUAAACAGAAUGGGAAUCUUCAUAGGAAGACUGUCUAAGGUAGCUUUAACCCUUUUUCGUGGUAUGCUGUUCACAAGUUCUUUCUAAAUGUAGGGUUCUAUGGGAAUGCUGUUGAUCUAGAGAGUGUCCCUUUCUCUGUUAUCUGCUUUUGGUUCUUUAGGAACUAGCUCUAGAGAAGGACAGAGUCUUGGUAAUGGGGAAACUUAUGAACAAUUUUAGUGUUUUACCUGUUGCCUUGACCCACCAGUAACUACUUGAUGGAAGGGCUUCCAACAGCGGAGCAUGAUUUUCUUCUCUCUUCCUGCUGCAUCCUGAACUAUCCCCUGAAAAUGCUGCACCUGAGAUAUGAGGGACCCCCCCCUCAAGAAUGACAUGGGUGUUGGAGGUCCGAAGGAGCGAGAAUUCAUGAAAACGGCUUCCCUUCCAUCACUGGAAAUAUUAGGCAGGAUCCCAUCCCUUGUGGCUGGUUCAGCUAGCUAGCCUAUUUAUUUUAAGAGGAUGAGGGAAGAGACUUUAUAUUUCCCGUAAAGAAAGCUGUGUAUCCUCUAUGAGUAGCUGUGUACAUGGAUUUCCUUUUCCCUCAGGAAUGCAGCUGGGCUAAGUUCACCUACAGCUGCAGCAGAAUCCUCAAGAGGGCAGUAGUUGUUGACACUCUGCAUUUUGUAGAUGUAUAUUUAAAUGACAGUUCAGUUCCUAAAAUAAAGGGCUGGCUCCUAAGCACUGCGAGUGGUGCAGUACUCACAGAAUGGAA
This is a messenger RNA of Heteronotia binoei (common prickly gecko), 2280 nucleotides long. It is a transcript of the gene TMEM106C, whose product is annotated as transmembrane protein 106C. NCBI's taxonomy places the organism in Eukaryota, Metazoa, Chordata, Lepidosauria, Squamata, Gekkonidae. The record is from RefSeq and is a predicted model, not a curated record. The transcript has 8 exons. Bases 165 to 968 code for a protein of 267 amino acids.